UUCUCUCAUUUGAUACUAACAGCAAAAGGACAACUGUAUGUCUAACUUACUUGACUUCAUUAUUUGGCUUUCAAUUACAUUAACUAUAUGAAAAACCAUACAGAAAUUAGCCUGUGAACCAUAACACAGAGGCUUAAAUGAUUUGAUUGAAACGUUACAGACGAUACUCAGUCUUUCUCUUAAGGGCAGGACCUCAACACCGCAGGUGGAAAGCAACAAAAAGAACAAGACAAAGAAAACUAGGAGGAUUUUCCCUGGAAGACACACCAGACACACAUAGCUAUGUGAAGCCAACUGCUACUGAGGGAAAAAUGCCAAAUUUUUAUUUGUUUGACUCAAUCAUUUUUGCUUCUUAAGAGGAGAGGGAAGAUGAAAGAUCGACUUCAAGAACUAAAGCAACGAACGAAGGAAAUCGAACUCUCUAAAGACAGGCAUGUGUCAGCCAUAGAAGCAGAAGAACAAGGAGUGUUUUUGCAGCAAGCUGUUAUUUAUGAAAGAGAGCCUGUAGCUGAGAGACACCUGCAUGAAAUCCAAAAACUACAGGAGAGUAUUAACAAUUUGACAGAUGAUGUUCAAAAAUUUGGGCAGCAACAGAGAAGUCUGUUGGCUUCAAUGAGAAGGUUUAGUCUACUUAAGAGAGAGUCUAGCAUUACAAAGGAGAUAAAAAUCCAAGCAGAACACAUUAAUAGAGGUUUGGAUGAUUUAGUAAAAGAAGUUAAAAAGUCGGAGGCUGAAAACGGUCCAUCAUCAGUGGUGACAAGGAUACUGAAAUCUCAGCAUGCUGCUAUGUUCCGCCAAUUUCAGCAAACCAUGUUUACAUACAAUGAUACAAUAGCAGCAAAGCAAGACAAGUGCAAGACAUUUAUUUUCCGUCAGCUUGAGGUUGCUGGAAAAGACGUGCCUGAAGAAGAAGUAAAUGAUAUGCUUUAUCAAGGAAAAUGGGAAGUUUUCAAUGAAAGCUUACUUACAGAAAUCACUAUUACUAAAGCACAACUCUCAGAGAUAGAACAGAGACACAAGGAACUUGUUAAUUUGGAGAACCAAAUAAAGGACUUAAGGGACCUUUUCAUUCAGAUAUCUCUUUUAGUAGAGGAACAAGGAGAAAGCAUCAACAAUAUUGAAAUGAUGGUGAACGGUACAAAAGAAUACGUUAAUACUACUAAAGAGAAAUUUGGACUAGCUGUAAAAUACAAAAAAAGAAAUCCUUGUAAGGUAUUGUGCUGUUGGUGUUGUCCAUGCUGUAGUUCAAAAUAAAGAGGCUAUUUUAGACAUUUUUCCAGUUUUAGGAUGAAGAUAUCCUACGUUUCAGCGUUUUCCUUCAUUUUAUAGAUCCAUUCACACAACUUUCAUCACAACGAAGUCAUAAUUAUCCUCUUUAGUCCUUACCUGCUAGAACAGAAACUUUUGAAGUCAGUGACAAAACAAGCCUUCACUUAUUAAACUAAAAACAGUAUAGUUAUUAGCUUUAAACUCAUGGAUUAACUAUUGAAAAUGGAAUCAAUGAUCUUAUAUUUCUGUUCAACUAUCAAGCGCUAGUAUGUAUUUUUGUAACUUUCAAUGCCUUAGUAAGAUGAGUGUCAGUGACAACUGCCUAAACAGUCCUUCUGGACUGUUUGAGAGUAUUUUAGUAGUUAAGAGGUAUAUAUAACAAGACCUCUGAGUGCUGUAUUAAAGCAAAAUCAAACCAGAAGCUCUGUCAAAUCUUUUAUGCUCAGAUAGGUCAGUUAACUCAGUGCCCAACAUACCUUGGGAAAUUCUAACCAUGUACUCAAUGAAGAAUCUGUUUGGUAACUGGGAGCUGAAUCUAGCUUAAGGCCUAAGAAAGUAAGGCACUGUUUUCCUGAACGUGGCUCCCUUCAGUACACUCUGUUACAAGUCAAGAAGUUUGGCAAAUAAUGUAGAAAAUAAAGGUAACUGCAUUCUCCAAAGUUUCUCCAUCACUUUACCACAUAAGCUGAGCACUGCUCUAUGGGCUGGGGAGAGUUUGAACUCACAGAGCGAUAGAGAUUUGGAAUUCACAUUUUAGUGGACAAAGCAGAUAACUAACAAAUAUAAAUAUUAGAUAAUAUUAAGUUCUCAGUAGAAACUUAAAACAAGGCGUUGAGACACAGAUGGUUGGAGUGGCUUCUUUUGGUUGGGUGGUCAGUGAGGGUCUCUCUGAAAGGUAAUAGUAAAUGAAGAUCUGAAUGAUUAAGACAAGUAAAAGUAUAUCCCAGGCAUAGAAAACAGUUACAAAGACCUUGAGGAUGACAUAACGUAUUCUGCUUAAAGAAAAGUGAGUAAUACAUCUGUACCAUGGUAAGGGAAGAGUAGCAAGGUAAGAGAUAAAGUUAAGAAAGGUCACCAGGGGCUAGACUGAAGCCUUUGUAAGCCACAUAAGUUCAAACUUUACAGCAAAUUUAAUCAAUGCAAAGUCCUCAGACUGUUUUGGCCUGAAAAUAGUGUUAUACAAUUUAUAUUUGAGAAAAAUCAAUCUGUCCACUGUAUGUGGGUUAGAAUGGGUUUGGGGCAGAUGAGUAGAGGACAAGUAUGCAGGUAUAGAAAACAAUCAGGUUAAUGCAGUAAGCCCAGUAAAAGAGGUGGAAGCAUGGACUAGAAUGGGAGUAGAGGUGGUGGUGGUGACAGUACUAAUACUCAGGAUUAAUAAAAUAUGUACUACAUCUCAGCAUUGUUCUAAUGAUUUUACAUUUUUAACAACAAAAACACUGAGGUACAGCAAGGUUAAGUAACCUGUUCCAAGUCACAGAAACUGUGAGGAUCAGAAUUUGAACCAGGCAGUCUGAUUCUAGAAGCAGUUCUUUACUACAUACUAUACAAGUAGUGAUGAAAGAAAAAAAAAUUAGACUAGCUUAUGAUAGAUUUAAGAACUCGAAUCUAUAGGAUACUGACUGGAUGAGGAUGUCAUCAAAAAAAAAAAAAAGGCAGAGAUAAGGGUUUCAGAAUUGGGGGUAAAAGGGAAAUCUAGAAUCCUGUUUUGGCCAAGAAAACCUGAGAUUACUAUAAAAGGCCCAAGUGGAUAUUUCUAAGAUAUUAGCUGUGUCAGCAGGAGCUCUUGGAAGAGGUAAGGGCUAGAAAUAUAGAUUUGGGUCAUUUUGAAUAAACAAUAUUUAAGGUCAGGUGAUGUUAGAAUGAAAUCACCCAAGAAGUUUGUAGAUGUAAAAAACCAGAUGCCCAGAAAAGAGGCUGGAGUAUCCCAACAUUUCCUCCUAAAGCAAGAGUUAAUAAAGGAGAUUGAGAAAAAGCCAUCAAUGAAGUAGAAGGAAAACCAAAAAAGCAUGCUGCAAUGUUGUGUUAAAAGAACAAUGUUGAGGGAAAGGUGAACUUGAGCACAGCACGCUGAUAAAUGGAUUUGGCAACGUGGAGACAGUUUGUUGACUACAACAUGAGCAGUUUCAAGGAACGGUAGGUAUCUAAGCACAAGUGGAGUAUGUGGAAGAAAGAAGGUCGUAUGAAAAAGUAUAGCAGCUGCUAUAAACUAUUCUCUCCAGCCAUGUGAAUAGAGGACUAUAAAAAGGAACUACCUGCUGAAGAGGAAUGCAGAGUCAAAAGAUUCCAUAAUAGUUGGCAAGACUAUCCCACUGACGGGAAUGAUCCAGAGAGCCAAAGUCUUGAUAUAAGACAGGGAAGGAAUUAUAUGCAAAAGUAGGAAGGGCUGGGACCUAUAGCACAGAUGAAGAAGCUGGCCUUACAGAGGAGCUGAAGCACGUUUUCCAAGUACUAGGAGAGAAGGCAACAUUCAGGAAGAAAAGCUGAUAAGGAUAGUUCAGCAAAAAUGUGGUCCUAAAUGAGAGAACUCUCAUGUAAUAGUUUCUAUUUCCUAAAGAACUGAGACCACAUAAUUGACUGAAAGCAUGAUGAAAUUAAAGGACAGCACGAAUAUACAUAUCUACUAACACUAUAAAAUAAUUUCUAAAUUAUAAAAUAUAAGGAGAUUAAA
This is a messenger RNA of Nyctereutes procyonoides (raccoon dog), 3937 nucleotides long. RefSeq names its product syntaxin 19 (gene STX19). Gene Ontology annotation, biological process: synaptic vesicle fusion to presynaptic active zone membrane; exocytosis; intracellular protein transport. The coding region runs from base 370 to 1254 and encodes 294 amino acids. The record is from RefSeq and is a predicted model, not a curated record. Gene Ontology annotation, cellular component: synaptic vesicle; SNARE complex; endomembrane system. Gene Ontology annotation, molecular function: SNARE binding; SNAP receptor activity. NCBI's taxonomy places the organism in Eukaryota, Metazoa, Chordata, Mammalia, Carnivora, Canidae. The transcript is spliced from 2 exons.